CAACCCCUCUGUGACAUCAGCCCUGGGCCAGGGGCACUGUGGGUGCUGUGGGCACAACGCUGGAGGUGACCCCUCGCUCCUGGCACUGCCCCGUGCGCUGCCACCGAUGGCUUGGCUGUGGCUCCUGGUCCUGCUGGCCCUGGCCGGGCCCGUGGGUGGCACCUGGGACACCUGCGGAGGGACCUGCGGGCUCCGGCCCAUGGCUUCCGACCACAACUCCCUGCUGCCCGACUACGGCCCCGCGGCCUUGGCCGACGGCACCUCCCGCAUCGUGGGGGGCUCCGGGGUCCAGCCGGGGGCCUGGCCCGGCAUCGCCAGCAUCCAGGCCACCUGGCAGAACGGCACGUGGCACAUGUGUGCAGGGGCCCUCAUCCACCCCAAGUGGGUCCUCACGGUCGCCCACUGCUUCUUUGGGGCCGGAGAUGUCUCCAAAUGGGAGGUGGUGAUCGGGGCCACUGAUCUGACGGAGCUGGGCCCUGCAGCUGAGCUGCGGCACAUCCAGAGGCUCCUGGUGCACCAGCACUACGCCCCUGCCUUGGCAAGGAACAACAUUGCCCUGCUGGAGCUGGAUGAGCCUGUGGAGUGCAGUGACUACAUCCAGCUGGGCUGUGUGCCCAACACCCCCCUGAGCACGUCACACCUGAAAACCUGCUACAUCGCGGGCUGGAGAACCACCCUGGACAGUGCUCUCAGACCACGCCUGGUGCUGCAGGAGGCCAAGGUGCGGCUCAUCGAUGUGCAGCUGUGCAACAGCAGCCGGUGGUACGCGGGGGCCGUGCACCCCCACGACCUGUGCGCUGGGUACCCGCGGGGCGGCAUCGACACCUGCCAGGGGGACAGUGGGGGUCCCCUCGUCUGCAAGGACCACAGAGCCGACCACUUCUGGCUGGUGGGAGUGACCAGCUGGGGAAAAGGCUGUGCUGGGGACAAAAGACCUGGGAUCUUCACCUCCACCCAGCAAUUCCACGACUGGAUCCUGCUCCAGAUGGGAUUGCUCCCAGCAGUAAAAGCCACUCCAAUGCCAGAGCCAACCACUGCCUCGACUCCUGAGCAGAAUCCAGAGCCAGAGGCCAGCCCGACCCCUACGGAGAUACCAAUGAAGUUGGACAAUUUUACACCCGUUUCAAUCCAGCAACAGAUCCUGGGGCAAUUCUUUAACCUGCUCCUGGAGCUCCUGCAGUUCCUAAAGGAAAAAAAGACUUGAACAGUUGGAGGAGCAGAUCCAGUUCUGGCUGCAGUGGACUACAACCAAUCCCUGAUGGGACCAAGACCAUUCCCUGUUGGGACCACGACUGUGGGGCAAAAAGUAGCCCCAGUGCCCA
Messenger RNA from Myiozetetes cayanensis, 1322 nucleotides. RefSeq names its product acrosin-like. Gene Ontology annotation, biological process: proteolysis; acrosome reaction. The coding region runs from base 107 to 1204 and encodes 365 amino acids. Gene Ontology annotation, molecular function: serine-type endopeptidase activity. The record is from RefSeq and is a predicted model, not a curated record. The transcript is spliced from 5 exons. Lineage: Eukaryota; Metazoa; Chordata; Aves; Passeriformes; Tyrannidae.